Molecule: messenger RNA, 3207 nt
Organism: Alexandromys fortis (reed vole)
Lineage: Eukaryota; Metazoa; Chordata; Mammalia; Rodentia; Cricetidae
Gene: Renbp
Product: renin binding protein
Exons: 10
Coding region: 73-1236 (387 amino acids)
Biological process (GO): N-acetylmannosamine metabolic process; N-acetylglucosamine metabolic process; carbohydrate metabolic process
Molecular function (GO): N-acylglucosamine 2-epimerase activity; peptidase inhibitor activity
Source: RefSeq, a predicted model, not a curated record
GCACUGCUCGGUCAGCUGAGUGAUUGUCACGGGAUUGCAACCAACUCCCGUUUCCUGGAGGAAAGCGAAUAUAUGGACCGAGCGUUACGAGUCAGACGUAUCCUUGGCGGGAGAGGUGCUGUUCUGGAAGGUCCCAGGCAACGGUGGGAUCAGAAGCCCACAGAGGACAUGGAGAAGGAACGGGAGGCACUGCAGGUCUGGAAGGAACGAGUGGGACAGGAGCUCGACACUGUGGUCGCUUUCUGGCUACAGCACUCCCAUGACGAGGAACACGGGGGCUUCUUCACAUGUCUUGGCCGCAAUGGGCAGGUCUAUGAUCACCUCAAAUAUGUCUGGCUACAGGGGAGGCAGGUAUGGAUGUAUUGUCGCUUGUACCGCCUUUUUGAGCGCUUCCACCGUGCUGAGCUUCUGGAUGCAGCAAAAGCAGGUGGUGAGUUUUUGCUGCAUUAUGCCCGGGUGGCACCGCCUGGCAAGAAAUGUGCCUUUGUGUUGACUCGGGAUGGCCGUCCAGUCAAGGUGCAGCGGACCAUUUUCAGCGAGUGUUUUUACACCAUGGCCAUGAAUGAGCUUUGGAAAGUAACAGGGGAAACACGUUAUCAGAAUGAAGCUGUGGAGAUGAUGGACCAGAUCAUCCACUGGGUGCGGGUGGACCCCACUGGGCUAGGCCGGCCUCAGCUCUCGGGGACCCCAGCCACAGAGCCCAUGGCGGUGCCUAUGAUGCUGCUCAGCCUGGUGGAGCAGCUUGGGGAGGAAGAUGAGGCACUGACCAGCAAGUACGCAGAACUAGGGGACUGGUGUGCCCACAGGAUUCUGCAGCACAUCCAGAGGGAUGGAAAAGCUGUGUUAGAGAAUAUAUCAGAGGAUGGUAAAGAACUCCCUGGUUGCCUUGGAAGACAUCAGAACCCAGGCCAUGCAAUAGAAGCUGGCUGGUUCCUGCUCCAGUAUGCCCACAGAAAAGGUGAUGCCAAACUUCAAAUGCACAUCAUUGACAAGUUUCUCUUGUUGCCUUUCCACUCUGGAUGGGACCCUGAGCACGGAGGACUCUUCUACUUCCAGGAUGUUGAUGGGCUCUGCCCCACCCAGCUAGAAUGGGACAUGAAGCUUUGGUGGCCACACAGUGAAGCCAUGAUUGCCUUCCUCAUGGCUUUCAGUGACACUGGGGACCCUGCCUUGCUUCAAAUCUUCAACCAGGUUGCUGAGUACACCUUCAGCCAUGCCUUGGGUGGCUGGAACUAGAAGAUCACAGCAAAGAAGAGCUCAGUCUGAUCUACAUAGUAAGUUUAAGACCAACCAGCUACAUUUGGAAAUCUUGCCUCAAACAAACAUAACAACAGCUGAAGAUGACCUUGUACUUCUGUCCUUCCUGCCUCCACCUUGACUCCUGAAUGCUGAGAUAGAGAUGGGUGUACUACAUCUGACUGGUUUGUACUAACUGUAACUGAAAUCCAGCAUGGUUUUAUUGUGCUCAGCGCUAAUUCCAAACACGAGCCAUUACGUUGUAUCUCUGCCUGAAUACUGAAUAUAUAUGUUAAGGGAGUGAAGUAGAAGUCAUCGAUCUUUUUUUUUUUUCUUUUUUGGUUUUUCAAGAUAGGGUUUCUCUGUAUAACAUUGCUGGCUGUCCUGGAACUCGCUUUGUAGACCAGGCUGGCCUUGAACUCACAGAGAUCCACCUGCCUCUGCCUCCCAAGUGCUGGGAUCAAAGGUGUGCACCACCACUGCCCAGCUAAAGCCACCAAUCUUAACCAGAAAAUGAAGUAAGAAUGAACUUGAACAAGGUGGAGAUAACAUUAAACAAUUCCAAGAGCCCAUUGUGGUGUGCAUCCUUGUAAUCUUAGCAGUUGGGAGGCCAAGUCAGGAGGUCUGUGAAGUCAAACCCUUCCUGGGCUACUGUCUCAAACGAGAACAAAAAAAAAAAAUGAAUUGCAAAAUUUAUAAUCAACACGGAGCGCUGGGUGGUGGUGGCACACGCCUUUAAUCCCAGCAUUUGGGAAGCAGAGGCAGGUGGAUCUCUGUGAGUCUGAGGAACUGCCAAGGCUACACAGAUACUGUCUCAAAAAAAAAAAAACUAGAAAUGAAAGGGCAUGGACCAGUUAUGGUCCUGCGUGCCUUUAGUUCCAGCAAUGGGGGGGCAGAGGCAAGAAGACUUCAGUUGGAUUCCAGGCCAACCUGAGCCACAUAGAAAGUUCCAGGACAGUCAGGAAUACAAGGUGAGACUCCUUCUCAAAAAUAAAUACAUAACAAGGACAAGACUAGUCAAAAGCUACAAAGAUUAGAUACAGGGCUGCUUAUACCUCCAUUGAAUACACUACCACCACUCUUUCUGAGACAGACUGUACUGCCUUGAACUUGAAGCAUUUCUGCCUCAGCCUCCUGUGUCCUGGGAUUAUAGACAUGAACACAGCUUAAAAUCCACAACUCAUAUGUCACAAUUUAAAGGAGAAUUUUGAUAGUAAACUUGAAUGCCUUCUAAGUAGGGGUUCUACUUAACUAUUUUAUCAGUGAGAACUAAAUGGGAAGGGCUUAGGAUAAGGACCUGGGCUACAUUUUGGGAACUGAAAAGCCUCAGUGAGACAGGUACAAUGUGUCUCUCCAGCCAGCUCAGCUACUAUCCCCCAUAUCUGAAGCAUCAGAAGUGAGAAAUAUGUUCAGAACCCAUGGUGAAGGUAGGCAGAUGACCAGGUUGGCCUGAAACUUACAGCAAUGUGUCAGCCUCCUGACCGGUGGGAGUAAAGGCAUCACACAGGGUUAGAAGGAAGUCUGAGAGCCUGCUAUAAAAACCUCAGUAUGUGAUGGACAGGAGUUAUGUGUCUCUGCUUGAUAAUCUAAAGGUUUUUUAGACCAAAGGCCUGUAAAGUAGAGGACAUGAACUCCAGGGAAGUCACUUGUUGCAAACUUUGCUGGCAGGAUUCUUUGUUUCUUUCUCUCCCUUUCUCUUUUAACUUAGAUGAGGUAAAAAUGUGCCUGUUUUUUGGACUCCAAACACACAACGCCUGUUCUCCCAGCGUUUUAGCACACCGCCUGCAGCCCCUUAUCCCACUGGGUUACACAAGCUGGGAAGUCCUACUGCCUACCAUCCUCAGCUUUCUUCUGAGAUCAUGCUGUCUGAACUCGGCUGGUAGCAGUGCAAAGGGGCAGCAAGGGCCCCUUCCUCAGCCAGUGAUAUUCGGGUGGGCCCUGCCAGACACUAGCUGUCAUUGUCUCCUUCCU